Messenger RNA from Hypomesus transpacificus, 2923 nucleotides. RefSeq names its product E3 ubiquitin-protein ligase TRIM39-like. Gene Ontology annotation, molecular function: zinc ion binding; protein binding. Lineage: Eukaryota; Metazoa; Chordata; Actinopteri; Osmeriformes; Osmeridae. The record is from RefSeq and is a predicted model, not a curated record. The coding region runs from base 150 to 1778 and encodes 542 amino acids. The transcript has 2 exons.
AGGGGAGGAGCAACUUAUUAUUUCACCAAAACGAAACUACAGAGAUUCUGAACUUAGGAAACCCGUUCUACUUAGCUGAGUUUGAAAGAUUUUCGGCAAUUUUAUACACAUAAAUUGUAGACAGCAUAACACAGUAAGUACCAACAGAAAUGGCUUCCUGCAGCAGUCUCCUGUCUGAAGAUCAGUUCCAGUGUUCUAUCUGUCUGGAUGUGUUCAUUGAUCCAAUCUCUAUUCCAUGUGGACACAACUUCUGCAAGGCCUGUAUCACCAAGUACUGGGACAACUGUGACCUGUGUCAAUGUCCCAUGUGUAAAAUGACUUUUGAUAAGAGACCAGAUCUCUAUGUCAACACUUUCAUCUCUGAAAUGGCUGCUCAGUUUAGGAAGUCAGAGCCACUGAAGGCUGCCAUUAGUUCAGACCUGCGUCCUACUAAACCUGAAGUGUCAUGUGACUACUGUACAGGUACCAAGCUCAAGGCCCUGAAGUCCUGUCUGGUGUGUCUGGCCUCUUACUGUGAGACUCACCUGGAGCCUCAUCAGAGAGUUGCAGCCUUGAAGAAACACAAGUUGAUCGACCCUGUGGAGAACCUGGAGGACAGGAUGUGUCAGAAGCAUGAGAGACCCCUGGAGCUGUUCUGCAGGACUGACCAGACGUGUGUGUGUCGGUUCUGCACUGAGACGGACCACAAGACCCACGACACUGUUCCUCUCGAGGAGGAGUGUCAAGUGAAGAAGACUCAGAUGAAGAAGACAGAGGGAAACAUGCAGCAGAUGAUCCAGGAGAAACUGGAGAAGGUUCAGGAGAUCAAACUCUCAGUAGAGAGCAGCAAGAGAGAUGCCAAGAGAGAAAUAUCAGACAGUGUUCAAGUCUUCACUGCUCUGGUGCGCUCCAUUGAGAGAAGCCAGGCUGAAUUAAUUGAGGUGAUUGAGGAGAAGCAGAAAGCAGCAGAGAAACGGGCUGAAUUGUUGAUUCAAGAUCUGGAGCAGGAGAUCACUAAGCUGAAGAGGAGAAGCACUGAGCUGGAGCAGCUCUCACACACUGAGGACCACCUCCACCUGCUGCAGAGAUUCCCAUCCCUGAGCACCCCUCUACACACCAAGACCUGGUUGGAGAUCAGUGUCCACAGUGGUCUGAGUGUGGGGGCAGUGAGGAGAGCUGUGUCUCAGCUGGAGGAGACACUCAAUAAAGAGAUGGAGAAGCUGCCUGAAGUCAAGCUGAAAAGGAUUCAGCAGUAUGCAGUGGAUGUGACUCUGGACCCUGAUACAGCACAUCCCUAUCUCAUCCUGUCUGAGGAUGGGAAGCAAGUGACACAUGGAGACAUGAAGCAGGAUCUCCCUGACAAUCCAGAGAGGUUUGAUUAUUGUUCCUGUGUCCUAGGAAAGCAGGGCUACUCCUCAGGGAGGUUCUACUAUGAGGUGCAGGUUCAGGGGAAGACUGAGUGGGAUCUGGGAGUGGCCAGGGAGUCCAUCAACAGGAAGGGGGAGAUCACACUGAGUCCUGAGGAUGGAUACUGGACUGUUAUCCUGAGGAAUGGUAACACGUAUAUAGCUACUGACCCUUGUGUCCUCCUCUCCCUGAGACAGAAGCCCCAGAAGGUGGGGGUGUUUGUGGACUAUGAGGAGGGUCUGGUCUCCUUUUAUAAUGUGGAGGCCAGGUCUCAUAUUUACUCUUAUACUGGCUGCACCUUCACUGAGAAAGUCUAUCCACUCUUUAGUCCUAGUCUGAAUGAUGAAGGUGACAACUCGGCACCUCUGAUCAACAGUCCUGUAACACAUUGAAAAAGAAAGUACUUUCCCUUUUGCCAGAGGGAAAGUACAACUGAUUAUAAAACAAAUUCAGAAUCAGACAAAAGAAUGAUAUAUUGUCUAGAAUAUUGUGUAGUAAUAGUUUUCACUGAUACUUUUAUUGUAUGUUAUAGUGAAUGGUAUGACUAAAGCACAAAAAAAAUGGAAUGACCCAAAUAAUAAUAGUAUAUAUGAUUAAACAAUCACAGAUUUUGUACACAAAUGUGUAUCCCGGUUACAGUAAUCUCAAUCAUAUAUAACAGUAAGUUAGUGUUGCCUUUAUGUAACCCAUUCUCUACUUGUAUAACACACCCCUUAAACUAGGAUACAUGUGUGUUCCCUACAUCUGGUGUUGUCUUCCACUCGACGUUCAUCAUAAGGUCAGGGGUCAGCAAGAUCAAUCCUGGAUCUACUAAUGGUCCUCCUCUGUCCACCAGAGGGGACACAUGUCAGGUCUUUGUUCUCAGUACCUCCAUCUGGGUUGUCUCUUCCUCAUCUCUUCUUCGUCUCUCUUUACUGUAUACAUGGAGCUCUCUGACCUUGAAGCGACGAGUCUUGCUAAGACUCUCCUUCCGUUGUCAUUCUAAUCUUACAGUCUGAAGUAAAUUGUUCUCUUCUGUCACCUGUUGAGAAUUUGUAUUUACUGUCACUCAUUGUCACACAGACUCAGACAUAUACACACAAUUGUCACAGACUACAUUUAAUAUGAUACAAUCAACACUUUCCUAUUGCUCAUGUGUAAAAUGCAGCAAUAGAAUGCACUGUCAUGGCCAAAAGUAUUGAUGGUGCCCAUUUGUAUUGGCUGGUUCAGUAAUUGUAGAUUAUUUCACGUUUUUAUUGUAUACUGGAAACCAAUAAUGCACAUUUCAUUAGUUUUAAAGGCUUUAAUUGGCAAAAACAUUCAAUAUAUAGGAAGAGUCCCCCCUUCUAUAGGAAUAAACCUGCUUUCAUAAUGCAAUCAGAAUGACAGUGAUUUCACCUGACUAUAAAUUGUUCACACUUUCCUAUGUGCUGAUGAUAUGAUUCUGUCAUGUCCACACAUACAGUAGAAACACAACCAGGAGCUACCUAAUGCGAGGCUCCAUUGAGAGCCAGCUGGUGUACUGAGUUCCCUAUGGGCUGCAGGGUAGGAGGCUGGG